Nezara viridula (southern green stink bug) is the source of this 1107-nucleotide messenger RNA. The record is from the annotation of a GenBank genome assembly. NCBI's taxonomy places the organism in Eukaryota, Metazoa, Arthropoda, Insecta, Hemiptera, Pentatomidae.
AUGGUUCUGUCAAUUUUUGAAAUUUAUAGUAACAUUAGAUCUCGAAUCCUUUGGCAUUGGGAAAAUAUUGAGCUGUGCUUCAAAUCUCUUUUUUUUAAUACCCAUUUAGACCAAAAUUAUUUCUCUGAUGUACUUAUGGAACCAAUUUUUAGUGUUGUCGAUAAUUUUACAAAAUUUCUUGGACCGUUUUUUGUACUGUGUGUAAUUCUGAUAAUGACAACAGUAAUUGCAAUAGCAUAUUUUAUUGGCCUUCCUUAUUGGUGGAAUAAAAAUCCGAAUGCAGCUGUUAUUCUGGUCAUAGUUGGAAAUUGGCUCAAAUGGAACACAUUAUUUCAUUAUUACAAGGGUGUUGUAACACCACCGGGAUACCCUCCCAAGGGCACUGUUAUUCAGGAAGCAGUAAGCAUAUGUAAAAAAUGUAUAUCACCGAAACCACCUAGAACUCAUCACUGUUCUGUUUGUAAUAGAUGUAUUCUGAAAAUGGACCACCAUUGUCCUUGGCUUAACAAUUGUGUUGGCCAUUAUAAUCACCGAUACUUUUUUAUGUAUAUGGUUUUCAUUUCAAUGAGUACUUUGUUCAUUAUGGUAUUUGGAUAUGAAAUAGCAUAUACAGAAGUUUGGCUUAAAGAGAUCAUUAGUGAGGAAGUUUAUGGUCAUCCUAUUAGAUUUGAUAACUCAAACAUCAUACCAGUUCCUGAGUGGGAUAACACAACUUGUACAGAACUUCCUGUUGAACCUCCUCCAGCUUUCUUAUGGAGAAAAAGGGCUAUAUUUUUUAUGGCCUUUAUUUGCAGUGGUGCAUUUAUUGCAUUAACUUGGUUAUCUAUAUGGCAUGCGAAGCACAUUCUUAGAGGAGAAACAAGUAUUGAAGGUCAUAUCAACAAGGCUGAGUCAAAACGCUUGGCUGCUCUAAACCAGAAAUACAUAAAUCCUUAUAAUUAUGGACCUGAUGAGAAUUUUAAAAUAUUUUUUGGUAUAGAGGAUGGAAGUUAUCGUUCAUGGUUACACAUUUUCUUUCCAUCGUCCCAUCGUCCAUUUGGUGAUGGUCUUACAUGGCAAAAUGCAAAUCAUAUAAAUAAAACGAUCGAAGAAAAGAAGUAUCCCUAA